Molecule: messenger RNA, 966 nt
Organism: Dipodomys spectabilis (banner-tailed kangaroo rat)
Lineage: Eukaryota; Metazoa; Chordata; Mammalia; Rodentia; Heteromyidae
Product: heparan-sulfate 6-O-sulfotransferase 2
Exons: 2
Coding region: 1-966 (321 amino acids)
Cellular component (GO): membrane
Molecular function (GO): heparan sulfate 6-sulfotransferase activity
Source: RefSeq, a predicted model, not a curated record
AUGGCACUGCCUGCGUGUGCAGCCCGGGCGCUCGGGCCGCCGCCGCCGCCGCCGCCGCUGCAACCGGAGCAAGGAGCGCCGGCUCGCACCACCUGUCCCCGCCGGCAUUCCAGAGCAGCGGCUGAAUUGGCAGCAAGCCUGUCCGGAUCGGUGGCUGCCUCAGUCCGAGCGGGCCCUCCUAGGGGUGUGUCUCACAGAUUCAACUCCCAGCCGCUCCAGGACGAGUCCCUCAAGGCGUGUUCCUCCCUGGCUGGAGCUGUGCGCGCCCCGCUCUUCGCACUGUUGCCCCGAGGCCGCCGCAGGCGGAUGCACGACUUCAGGCGACGCUGGGACCUGGGCUCCCUCUGCCGGGCCCUGCUCACUCGGGGCCUGGCCGCCCUGGGCCACUCACUCAAGCACGUGCUCAGCGCGAUUUUCUCCAAGAUUUUCGGCCCCCUGGCCAGCGUAGGGAACAUGGAUGAGAAAUCCAACAAGCUACUGCUGGCUUUGGUGAUGCUCUUCCUAUUUGCUGUGAUCGUCCUGCAAUACGUGUGCCCCGGCACAGAAUGUCAGCUUCUCCGCCUGCAGGCAUUCAGCUCCCCGGUACCGGACCCUUACCGUUCGGAAGAUGAGAGUUCCGCCAGGUUCGUGCCCCGUUACAAUUUCAGCCGCGGCGAUCUCUUGCGCAAGGUAGACUUCGACAUCAAGGGCGAUGACCUGAUCGUGUUCCUGCACAUUCAGAAAACGGGGGGCACCACUUUUGGCCGCCACCUGGUCCGCAACAUCCAGCUAGAGCAGCCUUGUGAGUGCCGAGUAGGGCAGAAGAAAUGCACUUGCCACCGGCCGGGUAAGCGGGAGACCUGGCUCUUCUCCAGGUUCUCCACGGGCUGGAGCUGCGGGCUGCAUGCCGACUGGACCGAGCUGACCAGCUGUGUGCCCGCCGUGGUGGAUGGCAAGCGCGAUGCCAGGCUCAGACCAUCCAGGUGA